AUGGAGUACCGAUAUUUGGGUCAUAGUGGACUCAAAGUUUCGGUUCUUUCUCUUGGUGGCUGGGUUAACUUUGGCCGAGUUUCGCCAGAAGUUUACGAUGGUGGAAAAUCUGAAAUUGAUAUGGGUAACGCAAUCAGGAAAUUGGGUUGGAAACGAUCUGAUUUUGUGAUAUCCACCAAAAUCUUUUGGGGUGGAAAAGGACCAAAUGAUCGGGGAUUGUCCAGAAAACAUAUUAUUGAAGGGUUAAACGCGUCUCUGAAAAGAUUGGAGUUGGAUUAUGUAGACAUUGUAUAUGCUCAUAGGCCUGACCCUGAUACUCCAAUGAUAGAAAUAGUUCGCGCCUUCAACCAUGUAAUUAAUCAAGGAAAAGCUUUCUAUUGGGGAACUUCUGAAUGGCCAGCCAAUCAAAUAGUAGAAGCUUACGGUGUUGCUAACAAACUUUUACUCAUUCCCCCGUUGGCUGAACAAGCACAAUACAACUUGUUUCAUCGAGAACGUGUCGAACUAGAAUAUACUUCUUUAUUUGGAGAAUUCAAAAUGGGUGCAGCAGUCUGGUCACCUCUUGCUGGCGGUAUCUUAACUGGUAAACAUAACGAAAGAAUAGCUGAAGAUUCUCGAUUAGCAUUAGAAGGAAAUGCUGUUAUGCGGCGAUUAAGGGAUGGAUUGUUAAGUGAAGAAGGCAGAAUUAAGAUUGAAAAGAUAAAAUCAUUAAAGGCAGAAGAAAAUAUUCAAGCUGUAAAAUUGGUGGGCACGUUGACGCCAGAUAUUUUAGAAGAAAUUGAAGAAAUACUAAAAAAUAAACCAUCGCCUCAGUUCAAUUACAGAGAUUGUUAA
Molecule: messenger RNA, 834 nt
Organism: Dentiscutata erythropus
Lineage: Eukaryota; Fungi; Glomeromycota; Glomeromycetes; Diversisporales; Gigasporaceae
Source: the annotation of a GenBank genome assembly